AUGGGCAAAUCCUCCAAAGACAAAAGAGAUGCCUACUACCGCCUGGCCAAGGAACAAAAUUGGCGUGCCCGGUCUGCCUUCAAACUCAUCCAAAUCGACGAACAGUUCGAUCUUUUUUCCUACAGUGAGCCCGAGAAAUGCACGAGGGUGGUGGAUCUCUGUGCUGCCCCGGGCUCGUGGAGCCAAGUUCUCUCGAGAGUGUUAAUCAAAGGUGAGAGUUUUGGACGGAGGGCCUGGGUUGAGAAGAUGGAACGAUUUGAGCGACGCGCACAGACACAGAAGGAUGGUAGUCUCGCUGAGGAUAUGUCGUCUCUCGAAAUCAGCUCAACAAGUGGUGGAGAACUGAAGCCAAGGGCCAACGUCAAGAUUGUCGCCAUAGACCUGCAACCCAUGGCGCCCCUCGAAGGCAUAACCCAACUCAAAGCCGACAUCACUCACCCUUCCACCGUUCCACUCCUGCUCAGGGCCAUCGACCCGGACUUUUCCCCUCAGAACACAACCCACCUAAUCGACCUCGUCAUCAGCGACGGUGCUCCCGACGUCACGGGUCUCCAUUCCCUUGACAUCUACGUCCAAUCUCAACUGCUCUACUCCGCCCUCACGCUUGCCACAAAGGUCCUGCGUCCAGGGGGCAAAUUUGUGGCCAAGAUCUUUUGGGGUAGAGACGUCGACCUCAUCUACGCCCAGUUGAGAAUCCUUUUUGAAAAGGUGAGUGUGGCGAAACCGAGGGCCAGUAGGGCGAGUAGCAUUGAGGCAUUUGUGGUCUGUGAGGGCUACAAACCUGUAACGGUGAGACGAGAGGACGGGACGGAGGUGUUAUGGACACCAGAAAUAGAGGUGGAGGAUGGGCUGCGAAUUCCGGAGACUGAAUAUGUAUCGGUACCUCCACCAGCCGCGUGCGAACAACACCAAGAGCAGGGUCCGCUGGAUUCUAUUCCCAAAAGUAUAAGUCAGACCGACAACACAUCGGGGUUGGAAUCACAGUCAUCGACGGGAGGCGUGAAGGUCCAACCACAAAUACACAUGCAAACCCGCCACCUCCGUCCCGAUGGCAUAGUGGAACUCCGGAUACCGUCGAUCGAAGACGCCGACCCUCGUCGGUAUAUUGCUCCCUUCCUGGCCUGCGGCGACCUGUCAGCAUGGGACAGCGACGCGACCUACAAGCUUCCGGAGGGUCAUGUAUCGCUGGAUCCGGUGCAGCCUCCAACAGCACCCCCCUACAAGUUGGCGAUCGAAAAGCGGCGGAUCGAGGGAGGGAUGUUUGGGAAGACGAAACACAAAUGA
This is a messenger RNA of Fonsecaea multimorphosa CBS 102226, 1284 nucleotides long. RefSeq lists its product as uncharacterized. The coding region runs from base 1 to 1284 and encodes 427 amino acids. NCBI's taxonomy places the organism in Eukaryota, Fungi, Ascomycota, Eurotiomycetes, Chaetothyriales, Herpotrichiellaceae. Gene Ontology annotation, biological process: tRNA methylation; cytoplasmic translation. Gene Ontology annotation, cellular component: cytoplasm. The transcript has a single exon. Gene Ontology annotation, molecular function: tRNA methyltransferase activity. The record is from RefSeq and is a predicted model, not a curated record.